AUGAUACGAAGAAGAACAAACCGCCAACAAAGCUCAAGUUUGUGGCGAAAAUGCACAAAUCUCCGGACUUUAAAACAAAUUCACGCAUUUAUGAUUAUCAAUGGAUUCAAUUCGAAUCCCUCAGCCUUAAGAGAGCUCAUUUUUUGCAGUGCUAUGGUUGUUUCAGGUGCAAUGAAUUAUGCCCACAAAGUGUUUACUCAAAUUACUGAACCGGAUACCUUCAUGUAUAACACUAUGAUUCGAGGCUCAGCUCAGAGCCUAAACCCAUUAAAUGCAAUUUUGUUAUAUACCCAGAUGGAGAAAUGUUGUAUAAAGCCUGAUAAUUUUACUUUUUCUUUUGUGCUUAAAGCCUGUACUAGGGUUUUGUUUAGAAACAUGGGGUUUUGUGUUCAUGGAAAGGUUGUUAAACACGGGUUUGAGUUUAAUAAAUUUGAGAGGAAUACCCUUAUUUAUUUUCAUGCUAAUUGUGGUGAUUUGAGUGUCGCGAGGGGUAUAUUUGAUGCUUCUGAGGAAAGGGAUGUUGUUGCUUGGUCUGCUUUGACUGCAGGAUAUGCAAGAAGAGGAGAGUUAAGUGUGGCAAGAAGUCUUUUCGAUGCAAUGCCGGUUAAGGACUUGGUUUCUUGGAAUGUGAUGAUUACUGGGUAUGUAAAGCAAGGAGAAAUGGCGCAAGCAAGGGCGCUUUUUGAUGAGGUGCCUAAAAGAGAUGUUGUGACUUGGAAUGCUAUGAUUUCGGGGUAUGUGAUGUGUGGAUUGAAUAAAUGUGCAUUGGAGAUGUUUGAGGAGAUGAGGGUUGUAGGAGAACGGCCGGAUGAAGUGACUAUGUUGAGUUUGUUGUCUGCUUGUGCGGACAUGGGGGAUCUUGAAGUGGGAAAGAAGAUACAUUGUGCGCUUUUGGAGGUGAGUUCGGGGGAUAUAAAAGUUUUACUUGGGAAUGCGCUUAUAGACAUGUAUGGUAAGUGUGGUAGCAUUGAGAGAGCAAUGGAAGUGUUUCAUGGGAUGAAGGAGAAAGACGACUCAACGUGGAAUUCAGUGAUUAUAGGGUUAGCUUUUCAUGGCUAUGCCGAGGAAUCAAUUACUUUGUUUAGUGAAAUGCAGAGGUUGAAAGUCAGGCCAAAUGAGAUCACUUUUGUUGGAGUUUUAGUUGCUUGCAGUCAUGCAGGUAAAGUGGAAGAGGGGAAGAGAUAUUUUAAGCUUAUGCAAGAUGUAUACAAUAUUGAGCCAAAUAUUAGGCAUUAUGGGUGUAUGGUGGACUUGCUUGGGCGUGCUGGGCUAUUGAAUGAAACGUUUGAGUUCAUAGACGACAUGAAGAUCAAACCCAAUGCCAUUAUUUGGAGGACUCUGCUCGGGGCUUGUAAAAUUCAUGGAAAUGUUGAAUUGGGGAGGCGCGCAAACGAGAGACUACUCAAAUUGAGGAGGGACGAAAGUGGCGACUAUGUAUUACUUUCCAACAUAUAUGCUUCACAAGGUGAGUGGGAUGGGGCUGAGAAGGUGAGGAAUUUGAUGGAUGGCAGUGGGGUAUGGAAAGAGCCUGGCCGUAGCCUUGUCGAAGCUGAUGAUAAAGCUCUCACCCACUAUUUGCUUAAUUCAAAACCUAAAUUAGAUAGGAGAAACCCAGUUCGUUGAGUUGCAAGUAGUUAACCUAAGUGCUCCCAUGCUAUUAACUUUAAUUUCACUGGUGGAGUGUUGUAACUAAACAUUACACAAAUUUUUUCUU
This is a messenger RNA of Pistacia vera, 1714 nucleotides long. Its product is annotated as pentatricopeptide repeat-containing protein At5g15300-like. Gene Ontology annotation, molecular function: RNA binding; protein binding. The record is from RefSeq and is a predicted model, not a curated record. The coding region runs from base 1 to 1623 and encodes 540 amino acids. The transcript has a single exon. Gene Ontology annotation, biological process: RNA modification. Lineage: Eukaryota; Viridiplantae; Streptophyta; Magnoliopsida; Sapindales; Anacardiaceae.